Messenger RNA from Echinops telfairi (small Madagascar hedgehog), 1092 nucleotides. It is a transcript of the gene SERPINB7, whose product is annotated as serpin family B member 7. The record is from RefSeq and is a predicted model, not a curated record. The coding region runs from base 1 to 1092 and encodes 363 amino acids. Gene Ontology annotation, biological process: negative regulation of endopeptidase activity. Gene Ontology annotation, molecular function: serine-type endopeptidase inhibitor activity. The transcript has 6 exons. Lineage: Eukaryota; Metazoa; Chordata; Mammalia; Afrosoricida; Tenrecidae.
AUGGCCUCCCUUAGUGCAGCCAAUGCAGAGUUUUGCUUCAACUUAUUCCGCGAGAUGGACAACAACCAGGGGAGUGGCAAUGUCUUCUUCUCCUCUCUCAGCAUCUUCACAGCGCUGGCGCUGAUCCGCCUGGGGGCUCGAGGGGACUGUGCAUCUCAGCUGGAUCAGCCAGGACUCCAAGCUCAACUGAAAAGACUCCUCUACGAAAUAAACUCAUCCCACAAGGGUUAUGAGCUCAGCAUUGCCAAUGGUGUUUUUGCAGAAAAGGUGUUUGAUAUUCAUAAGAACUACAUCGAUUGUGCCGAAAGUUUAUACAAUGCCAAAGUGGAACGGGUUGACUUUACAAAUGAUGUAGAAAACACCAGACAUCAAAUAAAUCAGUGGAUUCAAAAGAAUACACAUGGCAAAAUCAAGAACAUCUUGCAGGAAGGCAGCAUCAGCUCCUCUGCUGUGCUGGUGCUGGUGAAUGCUGUGUAUUUCAAAGGCAGGUGGGAGUCAGCGUUCUCCAAGAGUGAGACCAUUAUGGGCCAUUUCCGGUCUCCAAAGUGCGCUGGCAAAGAAGUCCCCCUGAUGCACCAAGAACAGAAGUUCAAUCUGUCCGUCAUUCAGGACCCACCCAUGAAGGUCCUGGAGCUCAAAUAUAAUGGGGGCAUAAGCAUGUACAUCCUACUGCCCAACAAUGACAUAGCUCAAAUUGAAAAUAAACUGACCUUUCGGAAUCUAAUGGACUGGACCAACCCAAGAAAAAUGAAGUUUCAAUAUGUUGAAGUGUUUCUUCCACAGUUCAAGAUAGAGAAAAACUAUGAAAUCAAAAACUAUUUAAAAGCUCUAGGGCUGAAAGAUGUCUUUGAUGAGUCCAAAGCAGAUCUCUCGGGGAUAGCUGCAGGUGGCCGUCUGUAUCUGUCGAAGCUGGCACACAAGUCCUACAUAGAGGUCUCCGAGGAGGGCACCGAGGCAGCCAGUACAACGGGGACGAACAUUGUAGAGAAGCAGCUCCCUGAGUCUACAGUGUUUAGAGUAGAUCGCCCAUUCUUGUUUUUUAUCAGGAAGAGAAACCUGAUCCUGUUUAGUGGCAAAGUCUCUUGCCCUUGA